UCUUGCCUAUUUCACAGACCAAAAAGGUAAUGGAUGAGAGAAAACCCGACCCUUUUUGGUAAUGGAUCAAGUCGGAUCAAAUCGAACCAUCAUCUUCCAUUUCCAUUUUCAAUUUUCCACAGAUUACAAGACAUAAAACCCAUAAACCCUAACUCGCUGACUCGCUGGCUCGCUCAGAAUGACGAUCCACUCGGCGGUGAUCCAGAAGCUUCUGAGCACGAACGCCCACCUAGGGCGGCGCGUGGCGGCCGACCACUUCAAGGCCUACACGUACGGCAUCCGCAAUGGCAUGGCCAUCAUCGACUCGGACAAAACCCUAAUAGCGCUCCGCAGUGCCUGCGCCUUCAUUGGCGCCAUGGCUCGGCAGAAGGCCCGCUUCAUGUUCGUGAACACCAACCCGCUCUUCGACGAGAUCUUCGAGCAGAUGACCAAGAGGAUCGGCCUCUACAAUCCCAACCAAAACUCCCUCUGGCGCACCGGAGGCUUCCUCACCAAUAGUUUCAGCCCCAAGAGGUUCCGCUCUCGCAACAAGAAGCUCUGCUUCGCUCCCGCGCAGCCCCCCGAUUGCGUCGUCAUCCUCGACACUGAGAGGAAGUCUUCCGCCAUCUUCGAGGCCGAUAAGCUUCAGAUUCCCGUCGUGGCGCUCGUCGACUCCUCCAUGCCGCUCGACGUUUACAAGCGCAUCGCCUACCCUGUCCCGGCCAACGAUUCAGUGCAGUUCGUCUAUUUGUUCUGUAAUUUGAUCACCAAGACUUUUCUGUUGGAGCAGAAGAGGUUCGGCGGCACCGCAAGAGAAGAUUCUGCUGCUGCUAUUUCUAGUGCUGAUAAUGCUUCCAAGAUCGAAAACCGCUGUGAGGAAGCGAAACACAUUGAGGAGAGCAAGAGUGAGAGUGUUGGGUUUGCCAAGGAUGAAGUACUGGUUGUUCCUUAUGAGAGCUUGACUCCUGUUUCUGGAGAUGGAGCGGAGAUUAAGGAGCUGUUGGAUAAGCUUGUUGUGUUGAAGUUCAACGGUACUUUGGGCACGGAGAUGGGUUUCGAUGGCCCUAAGUCAGCAAUUGAAGUUUGUAAUGGGUUGACAUUUCUGGACUUGAUUGUUAAUCAAAUUGAGUCUCUGAACUCCAAGUAUGGAUGCAAUGUUCCUUUGCUUCUUAUGAAUUCAAUCAAUACAAAUGAUGACACGGUGAAGGUUUUGGAGAAAUAUCCCAAGUCGAACAUUGUGAUGCUGAAAUCAUUUGAUGGACAGAGUUGUGAGAAUGAAUCGUAUCCUUCUGACCAGGACGUGAAGUUCCUUUCUCUAAUGAAGAGUGGAACCCUUGAUGUAUUAUUGUCACAGGGUAAGGAGUAUAUCCUUGUGGUUGGCUCAGAUAAUGUUGCUGCUGUAAUUGACCCAAAAAUUUUAAAACAUUUGGUCCAAAAUAAGAUUGAAUAUUGUAUGGAGGUUACACCAACAACCUCAUUUGGUAUGGAUAAUGAUAUUCUUAAUUCAAGCCAACAAAAGUUUCAGCUUGCCAAAAUUGCAAGGAACUCUUCUCCACAUUUGAUGGACAAGUUCAAACUUGUUGAUACAAGAAGCCUGUGGGCGAGCUUGAGAGCCACUGAAAGGCUUGUGGAUACUGAUGCACUAAAGUUUGAGACUUAUUCUGUUUCCAAGGGAAGAGAAACAGCAGCUGGUUCCACAAUACGGUUCUUUGAUCGUGCAAUUGGCAUUAAUGUCCCCCAAUCUCGUUUUCUACCAAUCAAUGCGACAUCAGAUUUACUUAUUCUCCAGUCAGAUCUGUACACCUAUAACGAUGAGAUUUUAGUUCGAAAUACAGCUAGAACAAAUCCUGUAAAUCCUUCGAUUGAUUUAGGACCAGAAUUUGGACAGGUAAGUGACUUCCGAAGUCGCUUCAGGUCCAUUCCUAAUAUCAUUGAGCUGGAUAGCUUGAAGGUAACGGGUGACGUGUGGUUUGGAACUGAUAUAACUCUCAAGGGGAGAGUAAAUAUUGUUGCAAAACCUGGGAUGAGGUUGGAAAUUCCUGAUGGAGUAGUACUCCAUGAUAAGGACAUCAGGGACCCUAAGGACAUUUGAGGAGUUAAGAGUUGUUUUGAUAAGCUGCAAAGAAUUUUUUUGAUAGAAUAUGCUGCUGGAACAUCUUCAUUUAGAGCGGUAAUAGCUGCCUUAGACACAGCCGGGGUAGUUCACAUUGCAUUAUUGGCUUCUGCAGAGGAUUCGAAGUCUACAAAACCGAGUAAGCGUCGUGGUCGAUUUGUCCUUAGAAGCUCCAUCAAAGGAACUUGCGUAAUAAAUCACCAACAAUGCUUAUCUCUAUUUUGAUUUCAGUGACAUUUUUGCUGCAAGGUGAGGUCUAUCUCUUUCGAAUCUCAACGGCAUCUCUCUCUCUCUCUCUCUCUCUCUCUCUCUCUCUCUCUCUCUCUCUCUCUAUGUAGCCUUACACCACUUGCUCUUGUUGCUUUCAGUCAGAUUUGAAAUUUAUAUCCUCAAUCACAACUUUAUUGUAGAGUUGGAUUAUUGCCUUGGUCUUUCUUUUCUUUUCUAGGUAUUGGGCGUCUUUGGUCAAAGCAAAAUUAUGAAUAAGAAACCACACCUUCUUAGAGGCAUAAGAUUCUACAGGAUAGAAUUUCUUCUCUUUUUAUUUACCGUCUUUCUUACAUGAAGUGUAUUAUUUGGGCACUCUCAGUCCAAUGAAUUUGACUCAAGAGGCAAAAUCAAGGCGUGCUGUUUCUGUUAUGAGCAUCGACGUUGUACAACCAGUGCUUUGUUUCUUUAUACAGAUUCUACAAAGAGUUACUUACCAA
This is a messenger RNA of Alnus glutinosa, 2799 nucleotides long. RefSeq names its product UTP--glucose-1-phosphate uridylyltransferase-like. Gene Ontology annotation, biological process: UDP-alpha-D-glucose metabolic process; glycogen metabolic process; translation. Lineage: Eukaryota; Viridiplantae; Streptophyta; Magnoliopsida; Fagales; Betulaceae. The coding region runs from base 179 to 2071 and encodes 630 amino acids. The transcript has 19 exons. Gene Ontology annotation, molecular function: structural constituent of ribosome; UTP:glucose-1-phosphate uridylyltransferase activity. The record is from RefSeq and is a predicted model, not a curated record. Gene Ontology annotation, cellular component: cytoplasm; ribosome.